Messenger RNA from Dichomitus squalens LYAD-421 SS1, 2028 nucleotides. RefSeq lists its product as uncharacterized. The transcript has 4 exons. Gene Ontology annotation, molecular function: protein dimerization activity; DNA-binding transcription factor activity. Gene Ontology annotation, cellular component: RNA polymerase II transcription regulator complex. Gene Ontology annotation, biological process: positive regulation of transcription by RNA polymerase II. NCBI's taxonomy places the organism in Eukaryota, Fungi, Basidiomycota, Agaricomycetes, Polyporales, Polyporaceae. The record is from RefSeq and is a predicted model, not a curated record. The coding region runs from base 1 to 2028 and encodes 675 amino acids.
AUGACCUCGACGUCUGCCAACGGCGACGCCGCCAACGCUGGCGCUAAAAGGCCCGGCGACUCUCCCAAUGCAAGUCCCGCAGGCAGUGCUUUUCCUCCCAAAACCUCGUCGCCAUCCUCGAGCUCGCGGCAGGCAGCCGUAUCACCCCUCGCUCCUCUCGAAUUUCUACAAAACCAGCGUAGGGGCUCUAUCACAGACCCCUCUCUCCAUGCUGGUCCGAACCCUCCCACUUACCACGCGGGCCCUUCUUCUGGCAUCACGUCGCCCUUUCGACGUCCCGACUCCCCUGCCACCAGUUUCCCGUCGUCAGCGCCGCGCGAGUCUAGACGUUCCUUCUCUCACUCGCGACCUCUGUCUCCCUAUAAGUUCGGUGACGCCUCGUCCCAACCAAACGAAAGCCCCAGUGCGAACCUCCGACGCCUCUUGAGAUCACCUUCGGCGGAGACGGACAGGCGAACACCUACACAAGCUAUGUCCAUGGACAAUGGGCGGGAGGGGAGCACGCUGGGUGCUAUGGAACGCAACGGGAGCGGAGUAGGUGAGAGGGCAAAGGGUAGUGACCACAUGGAUGUCGACAACCAUGAGGACACGCAUCAUCGUGGCGUAGAGGCUGGGGGGAAUGCACGACCGGACCAGGGGAGCCGGGAAAUUGAAGACGUUGACUACAGCGGCCGACGGCAGUCUGUCGUAGCAGGCACGAAGCGCAAGAUCUCGUCCGACAAAGGCGUGUAUUCACCUGGUAUCCCAGACAUCGAUCCACAAUUGGUUGGUCAGGACGGCGGCAGAGAAGAAGAACCCGCCCCCAAACGGCGAGGAUCAGCGAUUGACACCCAGAGGAUUGCGCAGCUUAGUCUGUACGACCGACGAAGUUCUGUAGAUGCCCGAGUCGCUACAACAGGGUCUCCGUGGUGGUCGAAUGACAGACGAGAUUCGACGUCGUCUGCGUCUGCAUAUACUAGCUCCAACACGCCUCUGACGACCGGAUACACCACUCCCUCCUCGGGAAUUCCCGGUCCUGAUUCGCCACAUGGCCGACCUCCUGGCGACAUCGCUACUUUCGCGUGGCCUGAAAAUCCACACGCUCCUGCUGAUGCUGCCCAUCCAACCAUGCAGAACGAGCAAGCAGUUAAUAUGCAGUCCCCUCCCCCUCCCUUCGACCCUCUCACAACAAUCAUGCCUCCAGUCACCUUCGCACCAGAUCGUCGAAUGUCCGCACCCAAUAUCUCCCCAGAUUCCCUCCCUACUCCGCCCUCCACAGGCCCGACGCGCGCCCUCAGGUCACGCUCCCGGCCGCCCUCUCGUGUCCGCACUGCCGACCAAUCAGCCAGCAACGGAGGCACGCCUGGCGGCAGCACAAAUCCCGAAGAUACGUCCACGUCCGCUCACGCCUCAGACAAGGCCUCGGGCUCUACGCCAUAUUCGCGCUCGCCAGAACUGCGUGUAUCGCACAAACUAGCCGAACGGAAACGAAGAAAAGAGAUGAAGGAGUUGUUUGACGAGCUGCGAGACCAACUUCCUGCGGACCGGGGGAUGAAGGCAAGCAAGUGGGAAAUUCUCAGCAAAGCCAUCGACUUCAUUGUCACGCUUAAGCAGAGCCACCAGGAUAUGGGUAGGGAGAUUGAAAUGUUGCGGCAUGAGUUGGAUGGCUAUCGACAAGGCAUGCCUCCGCCGUUUGCAGGAGCGCCGCCGCACGCUGUCGUCUAUGGCCAUGGACCACCUGUUGGUGUCCCGCCUUAUGCUCCCCCUCCUGGCCCGCCCGGGGCUCCUCACCAGCCGCCACCGUCUCAUCAACCACCUCAUGCACCCCAUACGCAUUCCGCUGGUCCUUCGGGCCCGCCGCCUACCGGACAUCCUGGGCCUCCUCACCAUCCACAUCCUCUCCCGCCUCACGCCCCUCCCCAGCAACCUCUCUCCCGUCCGGGCUCGUCGCAAAAUGCAUAUCCGCCUGGUGCGGGUCCUGCAGUGGGGCAGCCACCAGCCGUUAACGGCAAUCCUCCCGGAAUUGCGCGGACGGAGACCCCGUCAUAG